UAUACCUUCUCCCGUCAUUUCAAUUGGCGACGGUAGCUCGCGGUGGUUGCGGAAGGCGCUAAUGGCGUACAAGGCGGUGGCGGAGGUAGCGGCUGAGGAGAUCGCGGCCACCGGCGUGCCUAUGGAGGAGGCCGGGAGGAUCCACUUAGGUCUUCGGCAAGUUAUCACCGAUUGCGGGGGCACUGGCCCGGAGGCUUGGGACGCCAUCUCGAAGCGGAUCUUAAGCCCUACUCUCCCUUUCCCCCUCCACCAGAUGUUGUACUAUGGCUGUUACAGGGACUUUGGUUCUAAUCCGCCGCCGGCUUGGAUUCCAGACAAAGAGAAUGCUGCAUCUACAAAUAUAGGACAAGUUUUACAGAAGCAUGGAAGUGAGUUAUUGGGAGUGAGAUACAAGGAUCCAAUAUCAAGCUUUACUGACUUUCAGGCUUUUUCUGUGGAGAAUCCAGAGACUUAUUGGAAGAUGGUUUUCAAAGAGAUGGAUAUUUCAUUUCCGGUGCCACCAUCUUGCAUCCUUCAAAGCCAUGACUCAUAUCCUGGAGGGCAGUGGUUGCCAGGGGCAUGUUUAAAUUCUGCCAGCCUAUGCUUGAGUUUGAAUAAUAAAAGAGGACUUAAUGAUGUUGCCAUUAUUUGGAGAGAUGAAGGAUGUGAUGCUUUACCUGUUAAUACCAUGACUUUCAAGGAACUGAGGACAAAAGUCUGGCUGAUUGCUAAUGCCCUUGAUACAUUGGGUUUACCGAAAGAAUCUGGUGUUGCAAUAGAUAUGCCAAUGAAUGUUACUUCUGUUUUAAUCUACCUAGCUAUUGUUCUAGCAGGUUAUGUGGUGGUAUCUAUAGCAGAUAGCUUUGCCCCUAAGGAAAUCACAACCAGGCUUACGAUAGCAAAUGCAAAAGCAAUUUUCACCCAGGAUUGGAUUAUCCGGGGUGUAAAGCAACUACCUUUGUACAGUAAAGUUGUUGAAGCUCAUGCUCCUUUAGCAAUUGUCGUCCCGGCAAGAGAUUACACUACAGUAAAAGGACUGCGUGCAGAUGAUAUUUCUUGGCAUGACUUUUUGAAAAGAGUAGAUCAUACCAUAGACAUACCCUAUCCUGCGGUUGUAAAACCUUUUGAGACCUUCACAAACAUCCUCUUUUCAUCUGGAACAACAGGUGAGCCAAAAGCAAUUCCAUGGACACAUGCAACUCCUCUAAAGGCUUCUGCAGAUGCAUGGGCACACAUGGACAUACAUAAAGGCGAUGUUGUUGCAUGGCCUACUAAUCUUGGUUGGAUGAUGGGCCCAUGGCUUGUGUAUGCCUCUUUAAUAAAUGGAGCUUCUAUGGCUCUGUAUAAUGGCAUCCCUCUUGGAUCUGGAUUUGCAAAAUUUGUACAGGAUGCCAAGGUAACAAUGCUCGGUGUUGUUCCAAGUAUUGUGCGGGCUUGGAAAAGCACAAAUUGCACUGCCGGCCUUGAUUGGUCAACCAUUCGUUGCUUCAGCUCCACUGGAGAGGCAUCCAGUGUGGAUGAUUAUCUGUGGCUCAUGGGCAGAGCUCAUUACAAGCCAGUUAUCGAAUAUUGUGGUGGUACCGAGAUCGGAGGUGGAUUUGUUUCUGGGUCCCUCUUGCAGCCUCAAGCACUAGCCGCAUUCAGUACACCAGCGAUGGGGUGCAAACUUUUUAUCCUCGAUAGUAAUGGAAAUCCACUUCCUGAAAAUUCCACGGGAAUCGGUGAGUUAGCCCUUGAUCCAACAAUGUUUGGAGCAUCAACAACUUUACUAAAUGCUGAUCAUUACGAUGUUUACUUCAAGGGCAUGCCAAUGUAUAACGGAAAAUUACUUCGAAGACAUGGAGAUGAAUUUGAGCGCACUGCAGGAGGAUAUUAUAGGGCACAUGGUCGCGCAGAUGACACGAUGAACCUUGGCGGCAUUAAGGUGAGUUCUGUCGAGAUUGAACGAAUCUGCAACACUGUCAAUGAAGCCAUCCUUGAGACAGCUGCGAUUGGCGUCCCACCACUGGCCGGUGGGCCUGAACAACUAGUUGUGGCCGUCGUCUUUCGGGAUCCAAACACCAUGGAAGAUGAUUUGGAAAAGUUAAGGCUGGCCUUCAAUUCUGCAUUGCAGAAGAAACUGAAUCCAUUGUUCAAGGUUUCGUCUAUCGUUCCCGUGCCAUCUCUUCCACGGACUGCUUCAAACAAGGUCAUGCGAAGGAUUCUGAGGCAGAAAUUUGUCAACGGGCCAAGGUUGUAAUGCUGUGUGUUUCUUGGAAAGAUGUAUGAUCUCAUCCUCAUAAAUGCCUUCAAGUUCUACCUGAGGAACUUUUUUGUUUUUUUAAUGUACUGAUAUGUAUUUAGAGUUUUAGACAAUCAAUAAAUAAUUGAGUUAGACAA
Molecule: messenger RNA, 2358 nt
Organism: Zingiber officinale
Lineage: Eukaryota; Viridiplantae; Streptophyta; Magnoliopsida; Zingiberales; Zingiberaceae
Product: probable acyl-activating enzyme 17, peroxisomal
Exons: 14
Coding region: 62-2218 (718 amino acids)
Source: RefSeq, a predicted model, not a curated record